Messenger RNA from Myotis daubentonii (Daubenton's bat), 1090 nucleotides. It is a transcript of the gene CTHRC1, whose product is annotated as collagen triple helix repeat containing 1. NCBI's taxonomy places the organism in Eukaryota, Metazoa, Chordata, Mammalia, Chiroptera, Vespertilionidae. The record is from RefSeq and is a predicted model, not a curated record.
AGGGGUGGGGAGGGAGCGGGGAGGCGCGCCGGUGAAAGGCGCAUUGAUGCAGCCUGCGCUCGCCUCGGAGCGCCGCGGGGCCAGCUUCUGAGCGCGUCCGAGCUCCCGGGCUCCUCCAGCUCCCGCUCCGCGUGUCCGGGGCCGCCGCGCGCCAUGCGCCCCCAGGCCCCCGCCGCCGCCCCCAGGCCGGGGCGCCUCGGCCUCCUGCCGCUCCUGCCGCUCCUGCUGCUCCUGCUGCUGCAGCUGCCGGCGCCGGCGAGCGCCAAUGAGACCCCCAAGGUGAAGCAGAAAGCGCUGCUGCGGCAGCGGGAGGUGGUGGACCUGUAUAACGGAAUGUGCUUACAAGGGCCUGCGGGUGUACCUGGUCGAGACGGGAGCCCUGGGGCCAAUGGCAUUCCUGGUACCCCUGGGAUCCCAGGUCGGGAUGGAUUCAAAGGAGAAAAGGGGGAGUGCCUGCGGGAAACCUUCGAGGAGUCCUGGACACCUAACUACAAGCAGUGCUCAUGGAAUUCGCUGAAUUAUGGCAUCGAUCUUGGAAAAAUUGCGGAGUGCACAUUCACAAAGAUGCGCUCGAACAGCGCGCUCCGAGUCCUGUUCAGCGGCUCUCUCCGGCUAAAGUGCAGAAGCGCGUGCUGCCAGCGUUGGUAUUUCACGUUCAACGGAGCUGAAUGUUCAGGGCCUCUUCCCAUUGAAGCCAUCAUUUAUUUGGACCAAGGAAGCCCUGAACUGAAUUCAACAAUUAACAUCCAUCGCACCUCUUCUGUGGAAGGACUCUGUGAAGGGAUCGGUGCCGGGUUAGUGGAUGUUGCCAUCUGGGUGGGUACUUGUUCAGAUUACCCCAAAGGAGAUGCCUCUACUGGAUGGAAUUCAGUGUCUCGCAUCAUUAUUGAAGAACUGCCAAAAUAAAUUCUUUCAUCUUCAUUCCCUACCUCUUUUUAGUAUACCUUUGACUGGCUAAUUUUAGUGACAUUUUAUAUAAUUUUUAGGUAGACAUCUGAAAGAAAAACAAAGUCUAAAUGUGUUUACAGACCAAAGUGUGAUUUCACACAAGUCCAGUAUUAUUCAUUUUCCUUCACUCAGAUGGUCUGAG